AUGCGAGGAUACAAUUAUGCCCGCUCAGAUCCAUUCCAGCAACUGCAGCAAAGUCAUAAACCAGUGUACCUUUCGCCGUCAUAUGACUUCACAUCGAACGGAUCAGCCCAUUAUCCACACAACACAAGCACCGGCACCACUCCAACGUGGUCAGAGGCAGCAAACCCGCCAGCUCCAGCGCCAGUCGACGGACCGGAAGACCACGCGUCAUUCUAUCACCUCACAUCAGCUACACCAACAACUUCCCCGUACAAACCGAGCAAUCACACCAACUCAUCAACGUCAGCGCAUUCACCGAUCCCACCGUCCGCAAAGUCGGUCAAUCCCCCUCCUCCAGCAGCGUCAGCGAACCCGCCGUCCGACCGCUCCAGGCAAUACAGAGCCCGACUCGGUGCGGUCAACGGCGUCCGAACGGCCUCAAAGCAAACCGUCGGGAAAGCCACCACCGCCCAGCUCCCGGACAACCCUUGCCCCAUCUGUGGCCUCGGUCACAAACGGCCGUACCAUCUCGAAUCCCAUUUCAUCGGGUGUGCGGAAAGCCACGGCAAUCCCGAAGGCUACUUCUGGAACGAGCUGCUCGUGUACAAGAGACGGGUCCGCAGUGCGAGGGAGCGGGAUCAGGCCCGGAACGGAGCGGGGCACGGCGGUGGGAAGCGCGCGAGGGUCGAGGAGGGGGACGAGACGCCGAGGGGGGAGGGAGGUGGUGGUGGUGGAAAGCGCGCUCGGGUCGCGGGAGGCGGGUUGAGAUUCGGCGAGGCGCUGUCCGUCGCGCUGGGCUACGAGGAUUUACUGUCGCUGGCGGAGCGGGUGCACCGUUCAUGUUUUUUCGACGGGUAG
Letharia lupina is the source of this 837-nucleotide messenger RNA. RefSeq lists its product as uncharacterized. The record is from RefSeq and is a predicted model, not a curated record. Bases 1 to 837 code for a protein of 278 amino acids. The transcript has a single exon. NCBI's taxonomy places the organism in Eukaryota, Fungi, Ascomycota, Lecanoromycetes, Lecanorales, Parmeliaceae.